CAGGCGACAUAAACCUCAUCGUGGAUUAAAGGUCAUAUCUCGGCAACAUGCACAUUUAAACCAAAGCAGCAACAUUUACUUGCUGACACUCUGCGUGAUGAUGGAGAGGGUGCUGUUAUUGUUUGGACUCGUGGCUCUAGCCACUUCUUACGCUAAACCUGUUUCCCCCGAGGUACAUGAGGUGUAUGAGAACGGUGAGGAUGAGAACCCCAUCCUAAACCUGGGUUCAGAUGCCAACCUGUUUGAAGGGGACAUUUUGAUUCCAGAAGGAAGGAAUGCCCUGAUUGACAAAAGAUACAGAUGGAAAUUUCCAAUCCCUUACAUUCUGGGUGAUGAUUUGGACCUGAAUGCCAAGGGCUGCGUCCACCAGGCUUUUGAAAUGUAUCGGCUGAAGUCUUGCAUUGACUUCAAGCCUUACGAGGGAGAGAAGACAUUCAUCAAGUUUGAAAAGAGAGGAGGGUGUUUCUCCAGUGUCGGUGACCAGCAGACUGGUCAGAUUCUGUCUUUGGGUCCAGGCUGUGACCACAAGGCGGUGAUUGAACAUGAACUACUCCACGCUGUGGGAUUUUACCAUGAGCAGUCCCGCACAGACAGGGAUGACUAUGUCGACAUCUGGCUGGAUCAGGUUUCACCAGGACUUGAACACAACUUCAACAAAUACAACGACGACUUCAUCACAGAUCAAAACACGGCGUACGACUACGAGUCCAUUAUGCAUUACAGGCCCUUCUCUUUCAAUAAGAACGAAUCCAUCCCCACUAUCACCACCAAAAUCCCAGAGUUCUACAACAUCAUUGGCCAGUACCUCGACUUCAGCAAGAUGGACAUCCUCAGGCUCAACCGGAUGUACAACUGCUCUGGUCCUCUCACCCUCCUGGAUCAGUGUGUCUUUGAGUAUGCCAGCAUCUGCGGGAUGAUCCAGGCCUCCUCUGAUGAUGCUGACUGGGUCCAUACUAAGAGCAGUGUGGGUGCGGAGGAUCACACACUCCUGGGAAAAUGUAGAGAUGCUGGGUACUUCAUGCACUUCAGUACCAUGACUGGGUCGCCUCAGGAGUCUGCGCUGCUGGAAUCCCGAACCCUGUACCCCAAGAGGAAGCUUCAGUGUCUGCAGUUCUUCUACAAGAUGACUGGAAGCUCCAAAGACAGACUGGUGAUCUGGGUCAAGAUGGAUGAUGGCACAGGCUCCGUUCGUAGAAUGAAGAAAAUACACACCUUUUAUGCGGAUUCUGACCACACAUGGAAGAUUGCCCAUGUCCCAAUGGAAGUAGGGGUGAAAUUCCGCUAUGCUUUCCAAGGUGUGCGCGGCGAUCCCUCUGCAUCCGCCGGUGGCAUCUACAUCGAUGACAUCAGCCUGACCGAGACACGCUGCCCCAACGCCGUGUGGAGGAUCCAGAACUUCUCCAAGAUCAUGGAAACAGCUGAGCGAGACGCAGUUAUUGACAGCCCUCGUUUCUACAGCCCUGAAGGCUACGCUUUUGGUGUCCGCAUCAUUCCUCUGUCGACUUACACUGAUUACACAGGGAACUACACUGGGCUGUACUUCCACCUGGCCAGUGGUGACAGUGAUGUGGUGAUGCAGUGGCCAGCGGUAAACAGACAGGCCACCUUGGUGGUGAUGGACCAAGACCCAGACAUUAAACUGAGGAUGUCCACUGCUCGUAGCCUCACGACUGAUAUGAGGACGACAUCAGAUGGAAAGUUUUUCUGGGACAAUCCCACCAAGGUAGGACAUUUUGAUCCUUCCUGUAAUUGCUUCAGAGGUGGAUCUUGGGGCUGGGGGAACUUUGUCAAGCACUUUGACCUCCGACGGCGUAAUUACCUCAAGAACGAUGAUCUCAUCAUCUUCAUUGACUUUGAGGAUAUAACAUCACUGAUCAAAACAGAAGUUCCCAUUAAGCCAAAGGAGUGAGGUCACACAGGAUUUUAUAUCAUGAUUAACUGGAGAUGCAGCUGGGACGAGAAGAACAACCUGUGAAGAUGAAGAAAGGCUGGAAGAUUAUUGCUGUGACACAAUAUUAGAAUUAUAAACAUAAUUUACAAAACAUAAAAUGCUAUAUUUGGUCUAUAGUCUUCAUAUAGGAGUUCGGUCUAGACCUGGUGCCUGCAUUUGAA
Molecule: messenger RNA, 2112 nt
Organism: Morone saxatilis (striped sea-bass)
Lineage: Eukaryota; Metazoa; Chordata; Actinopteri; Moronidae
Gene: mep1a.1
Product: meprin A, alpha (PABA peptide hydrolase), tandem duplicate 1
Exons: 14
Coding region: 98-1909 (603 amino acids)
Biological process (GO): proteolysis
Cellular component (GO): membrane
Molecular function (GO): zinc ion binding; metalloendopeptidase activity; protein binding
Source: RefSeq, a predicted model, not a curated record